Solanum verrucosum is the source of this 804-nucleotide messenger RNA. RefSeq names its product histone-lysine N-methyltransferase ATXR7-like. The record is from RefSeq and is a predicted model, not a curated record. The transcript has 3 exons. Gene Ontology annotation, molecular function: histone H3K4 methyltransferase activity. NCBI's taxonomy places the organism in Eukaryota, Viridiplantae, Streptophyta, Magnoliopsida, Solanales, Solanaceae. The coding region runs from base 289 to 804 and encodes 171 amino acids. Gene Ontology annotation, cellular component: Set1C/COMPASS complex.
GGUCAACGAAGAAUCAUGUUGGUUCUUUGAAGAUCAUGAAGGGAUGAAACAUGGGCCGCACUCUCUUAUGGAGCUUUAUUCAUGGUGUCAUUAUGGAUACAUUGUGGAUUCAGUGAUGAUACAUCAUGCUGCUGAUAAGUAUAGACCCUUUAGUUUGAAAUCUUUGAUUAGUAGUUGGACUACGGCUACCCCUGGAGCUCUCUUUUGUCUAAUCCCGAUGGGCAUGAGACUGCAUCCUUACAAGAUUUUGUUUCCGAAAUUUCUCAAGAAGUAUGCUCCCAGCUACAUAUGGUUAUCAUGAAAGCAGUCCGUAGGACUCUACUCGAUGAGAUUGUUAGCCAUGCAAUUUCAGAGUGCAUCACUGAAAAGAAAAAUCUCAAGAAAGCCACUAAUCAAAAGAAAGUCACUAAUCAAAAGAAAGUCACCAAUCAGUCUGUCAAGAUGUCAUCUCCUGGUACCAGAAUGUCUGCAGGUUUUGGUGGCAGUAAGGCCUUAAUUGAUCCUGAGAGGGGUGCAGAAGCUCCUAAUUUUCUUAACCGGAAAUCUCCUGCUGCUGAAAUCCCUUUGAAGUCGUCUUCAGGAAGCUCAAAAUCUGUUGGGAGCUUUGAGAACUGUUGUGAUUCUUAUACAGUUGUUUGCAGGAAAUUAUUGGACUCUUGCAUGCAAAGUAUCUGGAAUGCUGUCUUCUAUGACCAUGUUUCAGAGUAUUCAUCUGCGUGGAGGAAGAGAAAACGAUGGUCACCUCCUUGUCUGAUGGUUGAAUGGAACAUUCAAGCAAUAUUCAUCUCCAAAUUUAUGUCAUAG